AUGGGCGCCGAUAUGGAGGCCGCCCCGGUCCUCUCCACCCCGGACGACCGCAUCCUCGAAGCCACCGACCCCGUCCCGAACCGCAGUCCCGUCUCCGACGAAGAAAUCGCCAUCACCUAUGACAUUGAACGCACGCUCAAGGAGAUCCGCCAGGCGCGGUAUAAGCGCAUUGCGCUGCAGUUUCCGGAUGAUAUGCUCCCGGAUGCGCCGAGGGUGUUCCAGCUUCUUAAGUCGGUGGCUCAGUUGAAGGUGGACGAGGCUGAGCCUGCGCCCAGGUUGUAUAUCCUGGCAGAUACUUCCUACGGAACUUGUUGCGUGGAUGAGGUGGCGGCUGAGCAUGUGGAUGCCGAUGUGGUCGUGCAUUACGGCCGGUCGUGUUUGUCGCCGACGGCCAGACUCCCUGUGAUUUAUGUGUUUACGCAUAAGGAGUUGGCGCUGGAGAAGGUCGUGCGUGCGUUCAAGGAGACGUAUCCGGAGCUGGAUACGAAGGUUAUUCUGGCGGCUGAUGUGACUUACUGUGAUCAUGUCCCCGCAGUGUAUGAGGCUCUGGUGAAGGAGGGGUAUACGAAUCUGUUUGCGACGGAGGUGCUUCAUGACCCUUCGUCUGCUAUUCCGAACCGGACGGUGCCGGAGACGGUGCGCGAGAGUCCCGAGUCUCUGGCUGAGUGGCAGCUUUUUCACAUCUCUGAUCCGCCUACUGCGCUGCUUCUCACCCUUGCUUCUCGCGUGGCGGCUAUCUACAUCUAUCCUACGGAUAAGCCGGGCCAGGAUGUUAAGCCCCUGCCCGCGUCCACGGCCGCCGCCUUGCGCCGUCGCUAUGCUAUCCUGACGUCCUUGAAUACCGCCCCGAUCUUUGGUAUCCUGGUCAACACGUUGAGUGUGAAGAAUUACCUGCAUAUUGUGGAUCAUGUUCGGGAACGGAUCGCGGCGGCCGGGAAGAAGAGUUAUUUGUUUGUGGUGGGCAAGCUGAACGCGGCUAAGGUGGCUAACUUCAGCGAGAUCGGCGGCUGGGUGGUCAUCGGAUGCUGGGAAAGCUCCCUCGUUGAUAGUCGGGAUUUCUGGAAACCGGUUAUCACGCCGUUUGAGUUGGAGCUUACCCUGAAGGGGGAUACGGAGCGGGUCUGGACGGGAGCCUGGCAGAGUGAUUUCCAGACUGUCCUGGAUCAGUCCGCUGCUGAGGCAGAGAAUGGAGAUGCGUCGACGAACGGUGCUGUGCCCGGGGAGGAUGAGGAUGAGAUGUCCGAGCCCGAGUCGGCUCCGCCAGAAUUCGACUUGCGCACUGGCCGGUAUGUCUCGCAUUCCCGGCCCAUGCGAAACCCUGCACCCCGCGUUUCUGCCUCAGGAGAAGAGGGUGCUGCCUCGUCAGCAUCAGCUGGAGGUCCAUCGGCAGCGCGAGCCCUGGCCAGACGAGCCAAAGGGGAUCUCGCGAUGAUCGGCGGGACCAUCUCCCCUGGAGCGGAAUUCCUUCGGUCGCAACGGACGUGGAAGGGGCUGGGCAGUGAUUUCGAUAUCCAGUACGAGGAAGAGGAGGACGCGAAGGAUAGCACACUGGUGGUGGAAGGGCGCAAGGGUAUUGCAAGGGGAUAUACGGUAGGAGAAACAAUAGAGCGACACUAG
Molecule: messenger RNA, 1617 nt
Organism: Aspergillus niger
Lineage: Eukaryota; Fungi; Ascomycota; Eurotiomycetes; Eurotiales; Aspergillaceae
Exons: 2
Coding region: 1-1617 (538 amino acids)
Biological process (GO): protein histidyl modification to diphthamide
Molecular function (GO): 2-(3-amino-3-carboxypropyl)histidine synthase activity
Source: RefSeq, a predicted model, not a curated record